CACGCUCUUACCGUUUCCGCCAGCCUUUUCAACUCCCCUGCCCCACGACCGACCGAAGUUUAUAAUCCCCCCUCCAAAACAAUACCCACCCUCCCUCGACACAUAAAACAACACACCCUCUCCCACCGUGAGUCAGCCAUCACACCGUCAACCACAACCAUGGCCGACAAGUACAUCCCGGAGCAUCGCCGCACCACCUUCAAGGCGAAGGGCGCUUUCAAGCCUGACGAGCUCCGCCGUCGCCGCGAGGAGCAGCAGGUUGAGAUCCGCCGGGCGAAGCGUGAUGAGAAUCUUGCAAAGCGACGAGGCAUCGCUGGCCGCGACCAGCCCGGUGCCUCUCUGGGUGCCGCCCCCGACAGCGACGAUGAGGGAGGCAACAUCGAGAGCCAGUUGAACGAGGAGCUCCCUCAGAUGGUCAAAGGUGUCUUCUCUGAGCAGAUCGACGAGCAAAUCCAGGCCACCACCAAGUUCCGGAAACUUCUGUCCAAGGAGCGCAACCCCCCCAUUGAGCGUGUCAUCGAGACGGGCGUCGUGAGCAGAUUUGUCGAGUUCCUCCGAUCGCCACACACUCUGGUACAAUUUGAAGCCGCAUGGGCUCUCACUAACAUCGCCUCGGGCUCUGCUCAGCAGACCCAGGUUGUCAUUGAGGCUGGCGCCGUCCCCAUUUUCUGCGAACUGCUCAGCAGCCACGAGCCCGAUGUUCGGGAGCAGGCCGUUUGGGCUCUCGGCAACAUUGCUGGUGAUAGCCCCGCUUGCCGUGACUUUGUUCUCCAAGCUGGCGCCCUUCGUCCCCUGCUUACCCUCUUGGGCGACAGCCGCAAGCUGAGCAUGCUCAGGAACGCUACGUGGACUCUCAGCAACUUCUGCCGUGGAAAGACGCCCCAGCCCGACUGGCAGACUAUCCAACCCGCUCUUCCUGUCCUCGCCAAGCUCGUCUUCUCUCUUGACGAUGAAGUCCUCAUCGACGCCUGUUGGGCCAUCUCAUACCUUUCUGACGGAUCCAACGACAAGAUCCAGGCUGUCAUUGAGGCAGGCAUCCCUCGCCGUCUUGUGGAGCUUCUUAUGCAUGCUUCCACUUCCGUCCAAACACCCGCUCUCCGUUCCGUUGGUAAUAUCGUGACCGGCGACGAUGUUCAGACACAGAUCAUCAUCAACUGCGGUGCCCUUCCUGCUUUGUUGUCUCUCCUCAGCUCCACCAAGGAUGGCAUCCGUAAGGAAGCAUGCUGGACCAUCUCCAACAUCACCGCUGGCAACUCCACACAAAUCCAGUCUGUGAUCGAUGCGAACAUCAUUCCUCCUCUGAUCCACUUGCUCCAGAACGGAGACUUCAAGACGAGGAAGGAGGCAUGCUGGGCCAUCUCCAACGCUACUUCCGGAGGUCUCCAAAAGCCAGCACAGAUCCGAUACCUUGUCUCGAGUGGCUGCAUUAGGCCACUCUGCGAUCUCCUCGCCUGCCCCGACAACAAGAUCAUCCAAGUCGCUCUCGAUGGUCUUGAGAACAUCUUGAAGGUUGGUGAGAUGGACAAGGAGUCCAACGCCGAGUCUGGUGAACCUAUCAACCGCUAUGCUCUUUUCAUCGAGGAAGUCGGCGGCAUGGAGAAGAUCCACGAUUGCCAGAACAAUGCCAACGAGGACAUCUACAUGAAGGCAUACAACAUCAUCGAGAAGUACUUCUCUGAUGAAGAAGGCGAGGCGGAGAACAUGGCCGAGACUGGUCCUCAGGUCACGCAAGAUGGUCACUUCGGCUUUGGCGCCCCGCAAACCCAGCAACAGCAGAACUUCAACUUCGCUAACGGUGGCGACUCAAUGGACAUGUGA
Molecule: messenger RNA, 1818 nt
Organism: Periconia digitata
Lineage: Eukaryota; Fungi; Ascomycota; Dothideomycetes; Pleosporales; Periconiaceae
Source: the annotation of a GenBank genome assembly